Molecule: messenger RNA, 780 nt
Organism: Ixodes scapularis (black-legged tick)
Lineage: Eukaryota; Metazoa; Arthropoda; Arachnida; Ixodida; Ixodidae
Product: THAP domain-containing protein 1-like
Exons: 4
Coding region: 18-455 (145 amino acids)
Molecular function (GO): sequence-specific DNA binding
Source: RefSeq, a predicted model, not a curated record
ACUGAUCCGUGGCUCCGAUGAAGUGCCUUGUUAAUGGCUGCACUCGUACGCACCGCGAUGCGAGCGUGUCUUUUCAUCGUCUGCCCACCAAGGAGCCACUACGAAGUCGGUGGCUCGGAGCACUUGGAUUGCACGAUGACCCAAAGCGACCAGAAUCCGCCAGCCGCGUGUGCUCCGACCACUUCUGUGUGCAAUGCUUCACGUCGUGGCGUGUUUCAAACAAACUGUGCUUCCCGAAACAGCGGAGACAUUUCGACGAUGAUGCCACUCCGUCUCUUCCUUUAGAUGCUACACGAGCACCAGUGUGCGAGAGAAGCGGACUGGAACACCAGCCCACCCCCGAAGAUCACGGCUACAGCAUAAAAAGUGUGAUGCCUGCCGACUACACCUACAGCAUCAAAACCGGUUACGCAAACAAAGUACUGCAAGCAAGCAACUUGACGAGGACCGUGUAGAAGCACUCCAGUCCAAAAGCCUGCUCCUUGGGCUACAGGGACGGUAUGUCCCUCGGAAGUCGCCAUUUUGCGCUCGUGGAUUUGCGCCUCUUAUCUCAUUCCUCGCAUCAGCAGAAAAUGAGACUCCAACGACUCCGACGACGACUACCGCCCGCAGCCAUUGACAGCGGAUACUACGUAUGCAUUAACAUUGCUGUUGAAUGUGUACGACGAGAACACGGCGCGCGCGCAAAUGCAAGCAGACAUCAUCGCAAGCAGGCGUAACAUGAAGCAUGCAUGAAGCAAGCCACUAUUGACAGCUUUUUGAAGCCUGCUUUGGCGUAAU